Messenger RNA from Debaryomyces fabryi, 882 nucleotides. RefSeq lists its product as uncharacterized. The record is from RefSeq and is a predicted model, not a curated record. NCBI's taxonomy places the organism in Eukaryota, Fungi, Ascomycota, Pichiomycetes, Serinales, Debaryomycetaceae. Bases 1 to 882 code for a protein of 293 amino acids. The transcript has a single exon.
AUGACAAUUCAAAUCUCACACAAACACCACGAUCAAAUCGCUAAGGAUGGCUUCACUAUCGUGAGAGGGUUAUUAACGCAAGAAGAAGUAAAUAAGUAUAGAAAUGCAUCUGAAAAUGUAGUUGAGUAUGCAAGAGAAGGUAAGUGGCCGGAAGUCAGGACCAGAGGGAAGCAGUUUCCUCCUUGGCCAAAGAAUUUUAGCCCUGAUAUCUGGGGAAUAUCUGGAUUAUUGAGCCCUGAUUUAGGAGUCUUGUCAACACCAUUUCAUGAGUGCUACUCGUCUGAUAAAUUAUUGGAUAUUGCGGGCGAUAUCUUACAGACAGAUAAGAACGGAUUAAGUAUGGAGCUUUUUAAUAUGCUUAUUAACCCUUUGACAGAUUUCGAUUUAGAUUGGCAUAGAGAUUAUAUCAAGCCGGAAGUUAGUGAAGAAGAAGAAGCUGAACAAUUAUUACAAGAUCCGUAUGCGGGAACUCAAUUCAAUUUACCCUUGACUGAGGAUAAAUGCUUAAUUGUUAUUCCUGGUUCCCAUAACAGAAUCAGGACGCAGGAAGAGCGUGAAAAGACUUCCAAUGAUAACAGAAAGGAAUUCAUUAAUGGACAAAUCAUAGUUGAUUUGAAUCCCGGCGAUGUUGUCUUUUAUAAUAGUAACAUUUUGCAUAGAGCUUCGUACUCAUCAAAAAGUACUAGAUUGACUCUACACGGCUCUUAUGGACAUGUUGACCAUGGAAAAACAAGGGCCAAAGGUGUGUUGCAACAUGGUGUAGCAGAGUGGUUGCCAAGAUUCGAAACCAACGUACCCAACUUGCAAUUAAUGAAAGGCAAAUUAGAGAACUUGGCUAAACAGUUCGAAGGUGUUGAUUUGGGUUACUCGCUUGAUGGAUAA